GGAUCGACGUCGCUCAACCACGUGGCCGUAUUUACCACCUGUCCGAGUCAGCUGAUAACAACAACAAGCUUCGAGGCCGGAUAGAACUACAAGCAAUUCCAUCCUGCAAGUAAUAACACAGAGUCCAACAAUCAAGUGCAGAUCAACCACCAGUAAAGAAGUAUUACAUUCUGAGACACACACAAAUCUUCCUACAGAGAACAAGAAUAAUAGAUAUAAUCUAAAAACGACGACAACCCAGAAAUGAAAUUCCAGGGAGUAUAGACUACCAUAUAGUCUAAAACCCUAUAAAAGGAGAAAGAAGAAGAAGAACAAACUUCGAGGAAUAGUCAGUCAUGGCAUACAUUGCAAAGGGAUUGACAACACGUAUCUGCCAGUUGACAUCCCUGAGGGUAUGUCAGAGGUGCCCGUUGUCACUGUCAGUGCUUCGAGGAACUACAGUGACCCCAAGCAAGGCGGUCGACCUUAGUGGUGUUUUCCCACCGAUGCCCACACCAUUUAAUCCUAAUGAGUCGGUGAACUAUGAUAAAUUUGCCAGCAAUAUUGAGGCUUGGAAUAAAGUGCCCUUUAAAGGACUGGUUGUGCAAGGGAGUAAUGGAGAAUAUGUAUAUUUGAGCACCGAGGAACGCAUUGACUUGGUUAAAUGUGUGCGCGAUUCUCUGCCAAGAGAUUCUGGAAAAAUCAUCUUGGCUGGAUCAGGAUGUGAAUCAACAAAAGCCACGAUAGAAAUGAGUGAGAAGAUGGCCCAGGCAGGAGCAGACGCAGUGAUGGUUGUCACUCCCAGCUAUUAUAAGCCAGGCAUGAAGGAUAAGGCUCUCCAUUCUCAUUUUACGGCCGUUGCCGAUAACAGUCCCGUCCCUGUUAUAUUGUACAGCGUUCCUGCAUUCACAGUGAUUGACCUGAGUCUGGAUGUUAUUGUGGAUCUGGCUCAGCACCCCAACAUCAUUGGGAUUAAGGAGAGCGGGGGCGAUAUAAGCAAAAUUGGAGCCAUGGUCCACCGCACGCGCUCCUGUGACUUCCAAAUUGUGGCAGGGUCAGCUAGCUUCUUUCUAUCGUGCCUGCAGAUAGGUGGUGUUGGUGCUGUAGCAGCUUUAGCAAAUGUCUUAGGGCCAGCAGUAUGUGACUUACACAGGCUUGCACUGGCUGGUAAUAUGGAGGCAGCAGUACCAUUGCAGCAGAAAUUGAUUGGACCAAAUGCUGCUGUUACCAAAGGUUUUGGCAUUCCUGGCCUGAAGCAAGUGAUGGACUGGAUGGGACUCUAUGGGGGCCCCACUCGCUCCCCACUCCAGUCUCUCUCAGAGCAAGAUACAGUCAUGUUACGCAAGAUAUUUGUUGAUGCUGGUUAUCUGUAGAUUAUACAGGAUCUUGGGGACCCUUAACUGUUAGAGAGGUUAAUUUCUACAAG
Penaeus chinensis is the source of this 1405-nucleotide messenger RNA. Its product is annotated as 4-hydroxy-2-oxoglutarate aldolase, mitochondrial-like. NCBI's taxonomy places the organism in Eukaryota, Metazoa, Arthropoda, Malacostraca, Decapoda, Penaeidae. The record is from RefSeq and is a predicted model, not a curated record. Gene Ontology annotation, molecular function: N-acetylneuraminate lyase activity; 4-hydroxy-tetrahydrodipicolinate synthase activity. Bases 336 to 1352 code for a protein of 338 amino acids. The transcript is spliced from 9 exons. Gene Ontology annotation, biological process: N-acetylneuraminate catabolic process.